UUAAUUUUAGCGCGCUGCAUGAUGGGAUAUGAUGAUGGUUGCUUACGCGGAGGGCGCAUGCCUUUGAACUGGUGCAGAAACAUCGUGAAAAAUAUUCCUGUUUACGUCCCUUUUACGUCAAUCGCAACCAGUCAACACAGACGAUGUAAACUACAGGGACGGCACUUAAUCUAGGAGAAUUAAAAUAAUAGCCAGUGAUGGCGAACAAGAGUAACGACAUGGACCUGAGUCUCACCGGUUCCCAGAUCUCGUCUAUGAAAAGGCCCAGCUCGGCCAGCAACCGGCCGUCCUCGGCCAGCAGUGGGACCAGACAGGGUACCAGUGGCAGUCGCACCACUCCGAAGACAUCCAACCACGUGCGGACAAGCAGCAGCAACAGCAGUUCGGGGGCUGGGGCACGGAGACCUAGCCCUGGCAGACACAGAACCGAAAGGACUAACUCUACUAGUGGUAUUUCAAAUGGGCCUGCUUUGAAUUCUACACCCUCAUCAAAUGAAAGGCAUAAAAGAGCGUCGAGUCACAAUGCUCAGUUGAGUCAGCGCAGCAAUACAAGUGAGAAUAGCAGCGGGGCGUCAGGAAUCAGCCGAGAUGCUCCAAGUAGUGCCACAGAUUUCCUGGCCCUGUUUGACAGCAGCCACCAACCCAUCAUCAAGAACCGAUCCAGCAAACCCAAGAAAGCAUCCACCCGCAACCACUGGAAUGAGCCUCCAUCGGGCAGAGCCUUUGCAAUACCCUCCAGUGCCCGAAGCAGCAGUACCAUUGACUCCUACACCCUCAACAGUGGACGGCAGGACACGUCCCGUGAUACCUCCCGCGACACGUCCCGCCUCAGCACCCCGGCCCCCCUGCAACUCAACACCCACACCACCCUCCUCUCAAAACAGGAGAACCAGACCUCCCCGAUCCCCGUGGAUGCAAUGCACCUGUUGAAGAACUCCAUGAAUACCAAUAACACCAACCUGGACUCCGCGCCCCCUUCCGGAGCCGGGGAUGCCCAGCUGGUCAGCAGCUCUGAGAAGAAUUUCCGAGCCCCGAGUCCCCUGAAACCGACCGCCAACUCCAGUAGACUCUUCACGCAGCCUUCGCCUCGCGAGAGCGACUCUCGAAACGGCCACCGAACUCCGAGAAGAGACCCUGUCCCCCCUUCACCGACGCAUCCCGUUGCUGAGAAUUACAUUGAGUCUGUGAACGAGGCGGCCAGCACUAUCCAGAGGUGGUACCGGAAGAACGCCAGUACGAGGCGGAAGGAAGGGGAGGAGGAGAUCAGGAGGAUCCUGCACCAGAAGAGGCGGGAACGGGAGGAGUUGCUACGGCAACAACAACAGGAGACGGAGGCCGAGCUCAAAAAGGAAGAUGACAGGAAGAGGUCGAGGGAGGAGAAAGCUCGGCAGGCUAGACAGGCAGCUAUUGAGGAACUUCAGAGGAAGCGGGAGGAGAAGGCCAGAGACAUCCGGGAGAAAGCAGAGGAGGAGCUACGCUUCCUGCAAACCAGCGGCAAGGUCUCCAAGAAGCCCUCGGCCAAGCCCCGGCAGCGAAGCUCCAGCAACGCCAGCAAGAAACAGAAGGAUAGUAAGCCUCCUUCCCCUGGGGUGGAGAACGGUGACAAUACCCCCGACGAACUGGUGGGAGCUGUGGGAGGGGUAGGACCACGACCGGGAACAGCGAGUAGCCUCGGUCGGAAGGUGGACGAAAUAUUCGAUGAGCCCUCAACACACAGAACCCAGGUAACAGAGGAAGAGCCAGCAGGAACACCAAGCAUCGCCGGCACAAAGACAACCCUAACAGACCUACUUGACACCUUGAAGCUGCUGGAGGAGCCAGUGAGGGUCCCUAGCCCCACGGAGAAGAAGAAAAAAGGACCCGCCUGGCUAGACAUCCUGGACGACAAAGAAGAAGUAGAAGACGAGGAUGAGGAUGCUCCUGGAUUGUCCAGACAGCGAACCUCAAAGAGACAGGAGGUGUAUCUCUCGGCUGAGAACCUCCAGCAGGUGAUGGCAAGCACCAAGCCGGCAGCGCCUAAGCCUUCAGAGGCGGGGCCCAAGAUGGUAUCACACCACACCUUGCUCACGGAGGAUAAACUCAAGAGCAUCAUGUCCUUCCUUGAUGAGGUUGACCAUGCAGACAAGGAGGACAUUGUCAGUCAGGUCAUUCAGUCUCAAGAUGCGACCUCUGCAGUCAGCCAGUCGGUCCUCCUGGUCCCCUCGGCAGCCGAGCUCCACAAGCUGGAGCAGGCCUCAGCCGCUGCCUCAGAGGUGACCAACACGGUCCUGUCUCAGCGGCUGCAACUAGAGGAGAAGGAUCGGUCUGUCAAGAUGCUGCAGAAAGCCCUGAACCAGCAGCGAGAGCUGACGGUCCGUCACGCCAAGGAGCAGGAGAAGGAAAUGAAGAAGAGGCUGAGUCUACAGAAGGAGGAUUAUGAGGCAGCUGUCAAGAGACACCUGUCAUUCAUUGACCAGUUGAUUGAUGACAAGAAAAGUCUCAGCGAAAAGUACGACUCCGUGGUCAAGGAUUUGAAGUCAGUGGACAAGAAGUACCAGACUAAGCUGAAAACCAUGGAAGACACGCACAAUACUGAAUUGCAAAAGGUGAAGGACGUCCAGGCGGCUGCUGAGAAGAUCCGACGAGAGAAAUGGAUUGACGAGAAAACCAAGAAAAUCAAGGAAAUCACAGUCAAAGGCCUGGAGCCCGAGAUCCAGCGGCUCAUCGCCAGCCACAAGACAGAGAUCAAAAAGCUGAAAGCCAUCCACGAGGCGGAGCUACUGCAAUCUGAGGAGCGGGCGGGAGGGAAGUACGUCCGACACACGGAGGAGCUGAGAGACCAGCUGGCUGCAGAGAAGGAAGCAGCCUGCUCCAGGGAACGAGAACUAGCCAAGUCAAGAUAUGAGAAGCAGUUGGAGCAAGAGGAGGCGGCCUACCAGCAGCAGCGACGGCGCCUCUACGCUGACAUCCAAGAGGAGAAGGAGCGACUUGCAGAGCAGGCCAAGAGGCAACGCCAAGAGGCGGACCGGCUGAGCCUGCAGAUGGAGGAGAACAGCAGGAAGGCACUGACGGCCAUGAAGGAGGAGUUUGAACAGGCCAGGGACGAGCAGGAACGCAGGCACAGGGCUGAAGUGAAAGAUUUAGAUGAGAGAUUAAAGAUUGAGAAAGAAGCAUGGGAAGAGAACUACAUGAAGAAACAGGAAACCUGGCUGCUGUCCAAGGAGCGUGAGCUGAAGGACCAGGUGCGUAAGGAUCGAGACAAGGAGAUUGAGCUGGUCCUCACCCGGCUGGAGGAGGACGCAGCUACGGCCAGAGAGGAGUGUGAGAGAGCUGCCGAGAACAGGGUCAAGAGGAUACGAGACAAAUACGAGGCGGAGUUGAGGGAGAUAGAGCUAUCGGAGCGUAACACCCAGGACAGGUACAAUGACAUGAAGGCCCGGCUAGCUGAUGUCGAAGGGGAGAACAUCAGGAUCAACGGACUGAUGAAACAAAAAGAACAAGAAGUGGAUGACAUCAAGAAGAUAUGCGACAGGCUGACCAACGAGCGCAACAACGUGCAGGACGUGAUCCGGCAGGAGUUUGCCGACCGGCUGGUGGCCACCGAGGAGGAGAACAAGAGGCUGAAGAACGAGAUGUCGGAGAUGAGGGCGAGGCACAAGCUGGAGCUGAGCCGCAUCCAGGAGAGCAAGGAGGAGGAGAUGGAGGAGGUGCACAAGAGGGUCAAGCAGGCCAUCGUCAAGAAAGAGGAGACGGUCAGCCAGCUGAGACAGCAGCACGCAGCGGCGGUCAAGAGGGCUGACCACCUGGAGUCCUUACUGGAACAGCAGCGGAAACAGCUGGUCAAGAAAUGACCCCUGGGGCCGCCCAUACAUUGCUGUUGACAUGCAGCAGGUGUAAUGCUGCAGUAGUGCCUGUCAUUUUAACAUUGAGGACAACUAGAUUUUAUGGUGUGUGAAAUAAGUAGAUGUCUACUGUGCUGUCUAGUAUUUAGUGCCUUCUUCAAAAUGUAGAUUUGUGUUGAAAACACAAAAGGGCAAAACGACUUUAAAUGCCCCAAAAUCUUUUCAAGAUCGUCCAUUAGCAGUUUCAGAAGCUUUAGUGCCUUUUUUU
Molecule: messenger RNA, 4089 nt
Organism: Patiria miniata (bat star)
Lineage: Eukaryota; Metazoa; Echinodermata; Asteroidea; Valvatida; Asterinidae
Gene: cep131
Product: centrosomal protein of 131 kDa-like
Exons: 21
Coding region: 198-3830 (1210 amino acids)
Biological process (GO): regulation of centrosome duplication; cilium assembly; intraciliary transport involved in cilium assembly
Cellular component (GO): centriolar satellite
Source: RefSeq, a predicted model, not a curated record